Molecule: messenger RNA, 2631 nt
Organism: Colletotrichum navitas
Lineage: Eukaryota; Fungi; Ascomycota; Sordariomycetes; Glomerellales; Glomerellaceae
Product: PX domain-containing protein
Exons: 5
Coding region: 358-2274 (638 amino acids)
Biological process (GO): retrograde transport, endosome to Golgi
Molecular function (GO): phosphatidylinositol binding
Source: RefSeq, a predicted model, not a curated record
CCUAGAGCUUACCUUAGUCCAACCUCGUAGCCCCGAUCACUUGUCCCCACGCCGCCGCCCGACAGCCCCAAGCCUGCCUGUCCGCACCUCUCUCUCUUUGACCUGAUCAUUGUCUCCUCAACCUUAAACCCUUUCACCUCAGGAUUGAUCCUUUUCUUCAAUCGGACCCUGCAACUAUUAACUGCUUGAUUGUUGCAUGCCGGCAGACAAGCCUCAACCGCCCCUCCCCCGCCCCUCCCGGCUCAGCUGCGCAUUCCCCCGUCGCGCAUCUCGACUGAGACCGCAAACUGUCUUGCACGAUUAAGUAUCGGCCUGUAGUUUCGUUUGACAUCCCAUUCGACAUACAAGACCGGGGCCAUGUGGAACGACGAGGACAAUAACCCUUACGCAGAGGGCUUUGACCGGAGGGAUAGCUUGACUUCCUCCUCAGCCAACCCGGCCUCUCCUACCACCCGUGAGUAUCUGGAUGAUUCUUCAAACAGUACUGAUGCCGACUGGGAGACUCUAGACCAGCGAUUCGACAUCCCGCAGACCCCGUCAACCACAAGCGACGAGGCUCCCCAGAAUCGCUCCCACGCCCAUGAAGACAGCGAUAUCGAGAGCAGCGACAAUGAGCCGAUUGCUAGAGACAGAGGCAACAUGGUUCCGCGCCCCAAGCCUGGUGGUUACGAGAGCCGAAUCGAACAGAUUCUUUGGGAAAACCCAUCAUUGACUAUCCUCAUCACGGAUGCGGGAAAGAGCGCGGAGAGCGGGGGGAAAUACAUCGUCUACACCAUCCGGACAGGCAAUCUCGAAGUCCGCCGACGGUACUCUGAGUUUGCUUCCCUGCGCGAGGCGCUGACCCGACUUCACCCUACCCUGAUUAUACCACCCAUUCCAGAGAAGCACACCAUGGCCGAUUACGCCGCGAACCCGACGAACGCGAAGCAAGACCAGCAGAUUAUCGACCUGCGCAAGCGCAUGCUCGCUGUCUUCUUGAACCGAUGCCGACGGAUGGAUGAGGUCCGAACCGACGGUGUUUGGUGGAGAUUCCUUGAUCCUAACGCCAGCUGGAGCGAGGUACUGCACUCCCAUCCAGUGUCUUCGAUACCCAAAUCAGUUCUGAAGGCGCCUCCCCUGGAUACCGCGAACCCUACGCUGGCCCACAGUUUUCUCCCCGUACCAGCGACCUCGGCUAAGCUUAAGACAACGGGUGGUCCUGGUGUCGACCCCGGAGCGAUCUCUGGUACAGGAUCCCACGUCUUUGGCCGUUUCCCCCCUGACAGCCACGCUCUCAGUGAGCAGGAGCUUGACCCAUACUUCAUUGCAUACGAGGCUUCGAUCAAGGAGCUGGAGCAGCUGCUAUCGGGAUCCAUGGAGAAGGUCAACCGCCGAACUUUGAGUCACUUAUCCGCUCUGGCUGCAGAUCUCUGUGAGCUGGGUUCCAAGUUCAAUGCGUUUGCGCUCUCAGAACAAGCACCCUCUCUAGGGCCAGCCCUCGAGAGAGUCGGCCAGGCUGCGGACUCCUCGUACAUCGCGACAGAGGAGCUCUCUGGCUCGCUCGGUGCCAGCUUCGCGGAGCCAAUGCGCGAGAAUGCACAGUUCGCAGGCGUGGUUCGCAGCGUCUUGAAAUACAGGGUGUUGAAGCGGGUGCAGCAGGAGCAGACAAGUGACGAGCUCAGCAAGAAGAUCACCUUACUCGACCAGUUGGAGCGGAGCGAGGCUGAGGCCAAGCGUAUCGAACAGUACCUGAGCAGCAGUCAGCAGAUCGCGCCGGCACCAAAGCGAUCAACCAGCCUUCGGGAGGCAAACACCUCACACCACCAGCGUGAUGGCAGCACCGAGGACACAGCAUCUAUCGACUCAGACUUCCCUCCUACCCACGGCGAGCCUGUACCCACUGCAACCCAGGGAGUUCCGCAGCGAAGUAACUCGACACCGGGCCAUAAGAAGGCCGCGAGCAGUAACUCGAUCACGAACAAGAUCUUUGGACCGAUUCGUCAUGCUAUACAAGGCGUAGCUGACGUUGACCCAGAGAGGACCCGCCGUGACAUGAUUGGGAAGACUCGGGAGAGCAUUGAGCAGUUGGAGCAGGCAAAGGUUGUUUCGGAGCAUGACGUCAAGGAGGCCAGUGCUAGCAUCCUGAAUGACCUGAAGAGAUUCCAGGGAGAGAAUGAAGAAGAUCUACGCCGUUACAUGCUGGCGUAUGCCAAGAGCCAAAUCGAGUGGGCAAGGAAGAACAAGGAGACUUGGGAGGAUGCUAAAGCCGAGGUUACUAAGAUUGACGAGAGUUAGUGGGUUGAUGGGCUUGACAGAACGGAGGGGCAUUCUCCGCAACGAUAUCAGAACGGUUCUGGCUCAGAGCCCUUGAAUUGUUCGCCAUAAUAUUACGAGGCGUUGAGUCUACUGGGUUUGGUUGAUGGUUUGCUCGUCGAUUGACGUAGGAUAGCAAAGCUCUACUGGCGUUUACGAGGAAAUUUCCAUUCGUAAAAGCCAUGGAAUGGUCGAAGACAAUUAAAUCAUUUUGUAUGCUGGAUUUCUUUGCCUGUGUAAUGGUCCGUCCUUGGUCUCGGUUUCCUUAUUGCAUGUUCUAGAAGAGGACCGCCUUCCAGCUAGUAUAUUCAAACCCAAAACAAGAUUCCAUCAACUCCC